This is a messenger RNA of Rotaria socialis, 1410 nucleotides long. NCBI's taxonomy places the organism in Eukaryota, Metazoa, Rotifera, Eurotatoria, Philodinida, Philodinidae. The record is from the annotation of a GenBank genome assembly.
AUGAAUAGUUUCGUAUCAAGCAUUUCUAUCAUUGUCUUAUUGGUUUUAGCCAUCCAUGGCCUUGACGCAUGGAAACAAGAAUCAUUAUCCAACAAUGGUCAAAAACGCUCGGAUAAACGUAUUUUCAAACGACAAGUUGCCGGAUUGUUCCCAUCUGUAACGGGCAAUGCAGGAUGUGAUUAUACAGCAUCACGUACUUGCGAAGCAUAUGCUUAUGGGCUCAGUCAAAGCGGUGUUCAACUUCAAAGAACAAUUAGCUACGUUCAACAACGUAAAUUAUUCGUUGGUGGUCUUGUGUCUCUAUCAUCCCUCCAAAAUGGUGGCAUGUGUGUUCCAAAUACAAACUUAUUUACAGCCAAUGCUUUUUCAGCCAUUGAUCUAGGCCAUAUCACACUCCCACAACUUGCCACACUUAACCUCUUUCCCGUGCAAACCGUUGAUUCAAAUGUUUUACUUAAUGCCGGUUAUAUUGGUACAUACGGUCAAACAAAUCUACUUACUGCAUUAGGUGUUCAAGCUAGUAUUUUUGGUCACAUUGUUCCAUCGCAACUUCAAUCAUUGAAUUUAUAUCCAUUACAAGGUGCAAGUCUUACAUCUGAAACACUUACUCAAGCUGGCUAUUUAACAUCUGAUUGUGUUCCAACAGCACUCGGUAUUUCUGCUUUACAUAUUCGCUAUUUAUCCAAUGCUAAUUUUGCUUCACUCGGUUGUCCAUUCAAUGAUUAUUCACAAGUAUCAGUUUCACAAUUGUCCACUGCUAAAUAUGUUUAUGGUGCAUCGAAUAUUUUAACACCCGUCGGUUUAGCUGCUAUGCGAACGGGCUUAUUUUCAAGAGAAAUCUAUCAAAAUCUUGGCGUUUUCCCAUUCGGUAUGGGUGCUCAAGCUCAAUCAUCUGAAUAUGUUUACCAAGAACAAGUACAAACGCAAUCAUCAGUUGUUCUCAACGAUCUUGUUCAUGUUGGCUAUUUACAACCAAGCAACUAUUUAUUAACUGGUGCUGCUUACUAUGCUAUUUCACGAGAAUAUUUCUCCAUUGAUCAUUUCCGUAGUUUGAAUUUAUGGCCAUGUACCGCAACGCCAUCUAUGAAUAUGUUUGUUGCUGCUGGUUAUGCAACAUAUAGCGGUCAUUUAACAGGACUUGGUUAUUCAUUAUUACAUGCUCAAUACUUUCCAUCUGAAUGGCUUCCACGACUUGGCAUCAAUGUUAAUGAUGACUUUCAUAUAUUUCACCAAGCUUUACGUUUUGGCGGUUACUUCCGAUCGGACUAUCAUGUUGCACAUAGUUCGCUUCAUACUACUGCUAUUAAUACAAAUGUCGAAACCGCACAAGUUGGCUCAUAUCGAACAGCAUCAGGCUUAGGUGUUGCAAAUGCUAUUGACAAUGGAAAUGUUUUCUAUGGCAAUAAAUAA